AUGGACAGUCGGGUACUCGAGCAUCCUCACGCCCAGUUCGGAGGCUCCUUGGGCGGGCUGGUGGGCUUCCCGUACGCACUCGGCCCCCAUCACCACCACCAUCAUCACCAGCACGUCUACGAGCUCGCCAGCGGGCACCAGCUGCAGUCCGCUGCCGCCGUCCCCUUCUCUAUAGACGGAUUACUUAACGGCUCCUGCUCGGCCUCGGUGGUCAGCUCCAACUCGCUGCUCUCGCCCGACAGCCAGCAUUUCAAACUCUCAGAUUCUGGGGACCAGGAUAAGGACAGUCCCGGUUGUAAACGGAGACGCACGAGGACGAAUUUCACCGGGUGGCAGCUGGAGGAGCUCGAAAAGGCUUUCAACGAGAGUCACUAUCCGGAUGUAUUCAUGCGGGAGGCGCUCGCGCUCAGGCUUGACCUCGUGGAGUCCAGGGUUCAGGUUUGGUUCCAAAACCGACGUGCUAAAUGGAGAAAAAAGGAGAACACAAAGAAAGGGCCAGGGCGGCCUGCUCACAACUCCCACCCGACCACGUGCAGCGGCGAGCCCAUGGACCCCGAGGAGAUCGCACGCCGGGAGCAAGAGCGGGCCGAGAAGAAGAAACGGAAACAGGAGAGGAAGCUUCUGAAGUCACAGAACAAACUUCUCACAGGUGACAGCUUCCACACACCCGGAGGUUCAGAGAGUGACAGCGGGGUCUCCCAGUUCACCGACAGUGAGCAGCAGUCUUCAAGCGUUAAUGGGACUAUUCAUAUUGAACUGCCAGCAACAAAGGGCGCAGGAGGACACCAAACUGAAUCCAGCUGUGACCAAACACGACACGACUUCAGCCAACUACAAAACCACCAAAACCAAAGAACCGCAGGAGAACCGGAGCAGGUUUCUCCAGGCAGCACGCACAGUUCCAGUCCUGGAGGCCCGAGGUCCUCUGCCCUGCAGAAACGCAACCCUUUCAGUGUGGAGAGCCUCCUCUCUGACGCCACGCCUCGACGGAAAUCUCAGCUGGACUUCCCAUCAUUGCCCAGUCAGAGGACACUGGUGGGUAAAGGCCACUUCUUGCUUUACCCCAUCACCCAUCAGCCCUUGGGUUUUCUAGUGCCCCAAACAGCCCUGAAGGCCUCACCGUGUCAGGACAACAGCAUUAACAGACUCAGCCUGGGACAGAGGUGUGUGCCAAGUGACGGGAGCCCUGCACCCUCUGACCUCUCCAGCUUUGUCACUAAGCCUCUAAACUCGGAUCAUAUGGAGCAUAACACGCAGCAUCACCACAAUCACAUUAGCAAUAGAGCGGACGGAGCGGAUGUGGAGGAGUGUGGUGGUGACUGCAGUACUGGAAGAUUCCCUGUUUCUCCUCCACCAAAUAGUGUGGCUCAGAUGGCUCUGGCCAGGCUGAGCUCCACACAGUCCAGUGACAGUAGCGAGGAGAGGAGUUUGAAAGUUCGAACGGAGGCAGCAUCCAAUGGCUGCCAAGCUGCCGAGCUGCGUGCAAAAGAGAAGUGUGCAAGAGAGGACCGAGCAUCUCCAGACCUCUCCGAGCAUCUCAAGACAAACACAGACUGUCAAGAAACACCCGGAACAGAUGGAGAGGAUGUCGAUAUGGACUAACACUUGCAAGGAGCAAACAUAAACAAAGGACCAGGAACACCACUCAGACUAUUCAAACAUUCCCAAAGCUCUGCUGAGACACUCUAAAACAUAUCAGGAAUCAGGAGACUUAAUUCUCAUCUAUUUUUUAAUCAUAAUGUGUGAUCAAUCCAGAUGGCCCCUGAAAAAGCUGUGGCCAUCAUCAUAUUCAGGCUUUAGGCCUAAAACACCUUUAGAAGCAGGUUCUUUCUCUCUUUUUUGAUGACCAACUUGUAACAAAAACUAGGCUACAGUAAACA
Molecule: messenger RNA, 1880 nt
Organism: Micropterus dolomieu (smallmouth bass)
Lineage: Eukaryota; Metazoa; Chordata; Actinopteri; Centrarchiformes; Centrarchidae
Product: homeobox protein unc-4 homolog
Exons: 3
Coding region: 1-1602 (533 amino acids)
Biological process (GO): regulation of DNA-templated transcription
Molecular function (GO): DNA-binding transcription factor activity, RNA polymerase II-specific; sequence-specific double-stranded DNA binding
Source: RefSeq, a predicted model, not a curated record